Messenger RNA from Trypanosoma theileri, 1590 nucleotides. RefSeq lists its product as uncharacterized. NCBI's taxonomy places the organism in Eukaryota, Euglenozoa, Kinetoplastea, Trypanosomatida, Trypanosomatidae. The transcript has a single exon. Bases 1 to 1590 code for a protein of 529 amino acids. The record is from RefSeq and is a predicted model, not a curated record.
AUGGCUUCUUCUACACAGAUGAAGAAGGAGGCGGCAGAACUCCGCAAGGUUGCCAAACAAUCACGUCUCUCACAAAAAGAGGCAGCCGCAAAAGAACGCAAGCAGAAACAGAAACAACAACAACAAAAGGAUGGAGAAGAGAAUAAAGGGGAAAUGUCAUCUUCAGCGGGAUCAAAGUCUGGUGGGCGUAAAGGGGCGAUUAUUCUCCCUAGUGAAGUGCAAGAGAUGCGGCAGCGGUUGUUUGGUGAAAGUCCUUCACAAGCACAAGAAUCGCAGGCCAAUAAUAAUAAUAAUAAUAAGAAUAAUAAUAAUAAUGCGGCUGGAGGAAAGAAGGCCGUGAAAGGGGCAAAGCGACAACGUACAGUUUCUGCAACUUCUUCUUCUUCCUCCUCCUCAACACCCACAUCUUCUCGCCCACAGUUUGAACAGCCGCCGUACCGAUUGGAGGUUCAUCAUAAGAACAAACAAAUUCUUCUGGAUGUAACUUUACAUCACAUCCCCGCCGUUCAUGUGGACGUGAGUGAAACCACCGACACGAUGUUUGUAGUGGACACAAGCAAACACACAAAGAAGUACAGACUAGAACUGCCCAUUCCAGAGGGAAUGCGAAUUGAUGCAGAACAGGCAACGUGUGAACUGCAGUGUGAUACGGGGGUAUUGAAAUGUGUACUGCCGAUUAAAGGAGAUAUUCCCGCAUCUCUGCAGGAGGAACGGGCGAAAAUGUUGGAUGCCAUUCAGAAACAGAAAACCCUGCGAUUCCGCAUGGGUGCUGAUGGUGAGUUGAAGGUGCGUAGUCGCCGUUCACUGUUGGCAAAGAAUGAAAGAGAACAGGCAGCCAUCAGAGCCGCAGCCACCGCAGAGAAGAAAAAGGCGCAAGAAGAAGAAGAAGAAGAUGCGCAGGAUGUUCAAGAGAAAAAGAAGAAAAAGAAGCAAGAUGGUAAGAAGGGAUCUACUACGAGUAAUGAUAAUGAUAAUGAUAAUAAUGGUAAUAAUGAGAUGCUGGAGGCUCGGGAUACUGUAGAGGAUGGAAAGCCGAACAAAUCCCAUACCAACAACAAAAAGGAAAAGACAAAGAGACGUAAAGGCGAUGAGGAAGAAGAGGAAGAUAAGAAUGAUAGAACACAACCUGCGAAGAAAACUGCUAGAAAGGAAACUCCCUCAACAACACGCGGGAAGGAGUCAACUGUAGGAAAUUUACAAGAAAACACGAGUAGAACACUGCAACAACAACAACAACAACAAAAUAAGCAAAAGAAGACUCCAAGCAAAGUAUUUGAAGAAGAACAGAAGCGGGCCAUGGCGAUCGCCAAGUCUGCUGGAAAGGCUGCACAGUCUACACUUCGUGAACGCAUUGCGCAAGCAAAGAUAUUACAGAAGAAAAUGCAAGAGCGACUCACUGUUCGUAGUUUACGCCGUGAUACACGGUCAGAGAAAAAACAAGAUUCAUUUAUUCGAGUAUUGGAGGAACAGAAGCGACAGUUGUUGGCACGAGCAGAGUUGAACGCCUCCAUUGCAGAGGCAGAGAAAAAGACAGCAGGUAGAAGGAGUACAGGAAAGACUGUUACCUUUGUCGCCGCAGAGGAACAAUAG